UUGGAUUUGGAUUUGUUGGAUAUCUUCGGUUCAAUCGAACUCUUCUGCAAAACUCUGCAGAACCCAAAGCGAUCUUCAUGAUGGCGGAUCAUUUGGACGAGCCGCCCACAAAGCGGGUUAAAAUGGAUCCAACGGAUAUCUCGUUGUUUCUGGAAGAGAAUCUGCCCGACGAGCUGGUGUCCUCAAACAGCGGCUGGUCGGAUCAGCUGAGUGGCGGCGGCGGCGGUGGCGCCUCGAAUGUUGGCGUCACAAACACAAACUCAACAGGCGGCGGCGGCGGACCACAAGCCGUCGUCGGCGUCGGAGUCGGACCAAACAAACAGACAGGCCCUGGCCCUGGCUCUGGGCCAGGCGUCGGUCAGGUUGUCGUUACCUCACAAAUGAACGGAGCCGGCGGUGGCUCCCAGCAGCCUGGCAGCGGCGGCGACGAUGGCAGCGGCAACAGCAGCAGCGGAGGCGGCGGCGGAGGAGCGGGCAACCAGCAGCAGCUCCGCCAAAUGCAGCAGCACCAGCAGCAGCACCAGCAGCAGCUGCAGCACCUACUCCAGCAGCAGCAGCAACAGCAACAGCAGCAGCAGCAGGGCCAGAAGGGGACCAUGGUGGUGCCGGGGAUGAACCAAUUGGGCAGCAAAUCCCCAAAUCUGCAGUCGCCCAAUCAGAGCGUCAUGCAGCAGGUUGCCACACAGAUGGGCAUGGUAAAUUCGAUGCCCAUGUCGAUAUCGAAUAAUGGAAACAAUGGCAUGAAUGCCAUACCAGGAAUGAACACAAUCGCCCAAGGGAAUCUGGGGAACAUGGUCCUCACCAACAGCGUCGGCGGCGGCGGCAUGGGUGGCAUGGUCAACCAGCUGAAGCAGCAGCAGCAGCAGCAGCAGCCAGGCGGUGGCAUGAUCAAUGCCGUUUCAGUGGCAGGCGGACCCGGAGGCCCCGUGGGCGCUGGCAGCGGCUCAGUGGCACCCAACCAGCAGGGCAUGCACAUGCAAAACGGUCCGAUGAUGGGUCGCAUGGUCGGCCAGCAGCAUAUGCUGCGCGGUCCCCACAUAAUGGGCGCUGCCGGAGGUGGCAAUGGACCAGGCGGCCCGGGGAAUGGACCCGGCGGCGGAGGACCACGCAUGCAGAAUCCCAACAUGCAGAUGGGUAGGUCCACCGACGAGACCGGCAAGAAGGGAGCCACUGCUAAUCCUUAUCCUAAUCCUCUCGUUGCUCGUUUUCCCGCAGGACAACUGAAUAGCAUGCCCUACGGCGUGGGCCAGUACGGAGGUCCGGGCGGCAACAAUUCCCAGCAGCAACAGCAGCAGCUGCUUGCCCAGCAGAUGGCACAACGGGGAGGAGUCGGUGUCAUGCCGCAGGGCAAUCGCCCAGUGGGCACUGUUGUCCCGAUGCCCAGUUUGGGCGGCGAUGGCACCGGCGGGCCCACCGGACAGCUAGUGGGCGGCAAUCCCCAGCAGCAGCAGCAGAUGCUCGGACAGCAGCAGCAGCCGGGUGCCCUUGGACCUCGUCCCCCGCAGCCGAACCAAUUACUGGGCCAUCCGCAGCAGCAGCAGCAGCAGCAGCAGCCAGGAACCUCACAGCAGCAGCAGCAGCAGCAGCAGGGAGUUCAGGGUGUCCAGGUGGGAGCAGCAGGCGGAGCUGUGACAGCAGCAGUCGGAGGAGCGGGAAAUCCACAGGCGAACCGCCAGGAUGUCCCCGACGACCGCAAGCGACAGAUCCAGCAGCAGCUGAUGCUCCUGCUGCACGCGCACAAGUGCAACCGGCGGGAGACCCUUAAUCCGAACCGCGAGGUCUGCAACGUACCCUACUGCAAGGCGAUGAAGGCGGUACUGGCGCACAUGGGUACCUGCAAGCAGAGCAAGGACUGCACCAUGCAGCACUGUGCUUCCUCGCGCCAGAUCCUCCUGCAUUACAAGACCUGCAUCAACAGCACCUGCAUCAUCUGCUAUCCGUUCCGCCAGAGUCAUUCGGUGUUCCAGAACGCCAAUGUCGGAGGCGGCGGAGGAGCGGGCGGCGGUGGUGCGACCCCUGGCGGGGUCCCACCAGGCAGCGGAGGGGCCGGCGGUCUCCAGCAACAGCAACAGAACCAACCUCUCACCGUGCUCGGUGGCGUCGGGGGAUCACUCGAUGGCAAGCAGCAGCAGCAGCAACAGGUAGGAGCCCCAGGAGGAGCCCAGAAUACGGGCCUCGUGAUGCCCCAGCAGCAGCAGCAGCAGCAGGGCGGUGCACCCAAAUCCAACGCCGAAAUGGCCCAACAACUCGCCCAGCAGCAAGUCCAGCAGCAGCAGCAACAGCACCAACAGCAGCAGGAGCUGCGACGCUUCGAUGCCAUGGGCCAGGUGGGACUCUCUCCCGUGACGGCCGGCAAUAUGAUCGGCGGUGGCGCAGGUGUCGGAGCGGGCCAGCAGCAACAGCAGGGGAUGCCUCCGAGCAUUCGAAUGCAGGGCAUCCCACCCACUGUGCGAGUCCUGGGACCCACGGGUUCCGGUUCCGGUUCCGUCCUGCCCAACGAUGUGAAUAGCCUCCAGCAGCAGCAGCAGCAGAUGCUCCAGGGCCAGUGCAAUGCCGCCAAUGCUGGCAAUCGGCGACGCGGUGGCCUCCCCAACAUGGUCGACCAGCAGCAACAGCAGCAGCAGCAGACGAAUCCCGCACAACAGCAGUUGGGAAACAUUCCCACGCCGCUUUCUGUGAGUGUCGGAGGCUUCGGCAGCGCCAACUUUGGCGGAGGAGCGGCAGACAAGCAGCAGCUGGUGGGGCAGGCGGAUCAGCUGUCGAAGCUGAAGGUGCCCCAAGUUCAUCCCCCAAGUGGCGCAGGACCUGGUGGUGCGACUGGCGUGACUGCCGGCGGCCAGGGUUCCAGUGUACUGAUGCCCGCCGAUACGACGGGUGCCAGCGGGGGGACUGCGAACGCGAAUCCCAAUCAGAAUUCGACUGGAGGCGGCGGUGGUGCCGGAGGAGGCGGCGGGACAGGAGGAACGGGUUCCACAGGCAACGACAGCGAAAAGGACUGGCGGGAGUCGGUGACGGCGGAUCUGCGGAACCACCUCGUCCACAAGCUCGUGCAGGCCAUCUUCCCCACCUCCGAUCCGACGACGAUGCAGGACAAGCGGAUGCACAACCUCGUCUCCUACGCGGAGAAGGUCGAGAAGGACAUGUACGAGAUGGCCAAGAGCCGCUCCGAAUACUACCACCUGCUCGCUGAGAAGAUCUACAAGAUCCAGAAGGAGCUCGAGGAGAAGCGGCUGAAGCGCAAGGAACAGCACCAGCAGAUGCUCAUGCAGCAGCAGGGCACGGGCCCCGUAUCCGGUUCGGGUCCCGUGGUCGUUCCCGGCGGCGGCCCCGUUGGAGUGCCAGGAGGCGUGGGCGGAGGCGUCGUCGGGCCGCAACAACAGCAGCAACAGACCCAGCAGCAGCAGCAAUCCGUUGGCGGAGUCCGUCCCAUCAUCAGUCCAAUGGGGGGCGUGAUGCAGCCACAGCAGCUCCGUCCCCAGGGUCCUGGCGGCAUGGUCGUCGGUCAGCAGCAGCAGCAGCCAGUGGGUGGCGGCCCCGUGGGUGUCGCAGGACUGGCAGGAGCACUCGGUGUUGGCGUUGGAGGCCAGGCGAAUAUGGUGACGAUGCGUAGCCACUCGCCCGGCGGCAACAUGCUCACGUUGCAACAGCAGCAGCGCAUGCAAUUCCCGCAACAGCAGCAACAGCAGCAGGCUGGCAACAUGCUGGUGGGUCCUCCGGGACCCAGUCCCGGCGGCAUGGUAGUCAAUCCCGUGCUCUCCCCCUUCCAGACGGCCGCUGGAGCGGCCAAUGUCCUCACCAGUCCAGUGCCUGGCCAACAGCAGCAGCAACAACAGCAACAGCAGCAGCAGCAGUUCAUCAACGCAAAUGGUGGCACCGUAGCGGGCAGCAAUCCCCAGCUGAGCGAAAUGAUGAAGCAGCGACACCUCCACCAGCAGGCGGCGGCGGCAGCGGGCAUGCUCAUGCCCCAGUCACCCUUCAGCAAUGCCACGGCUAUUCAACAGCAGCAGCAGCAGCAGCCGAACAGCAACAGCUUCAACUCUACCAUGCAGCAACAGCAGCAGAAGCCGCCUGGAAGUGUCCUCAACAACAUGCCACCGACACCCACGAGCCUCGAUUCAGCCUUGACUGCAGGAGGGGCAGGAUCUGGUGCGGCGGGUAGUGGAGGUGCGAAUGGAGGAGGAGGAUCAGCAGGAGGUGUACCCUCGAGUGCGGGUGGAAUGACGGUUUCAGAGCCCAGUCCCUCCCCCGGCGGAGGCGGUGGAGGAUUCAUCUCCAAUGGUCCCGUCGGCACUCCCUCCAACAGCAGCAACACCAACACCAACAGCAACACCAACAACAACAGCAACAGCAUCAUCAAUCCCCCGUCGGUGAACAGCCUCAUGCAGCCAAUGAGCAAUCGAGCCAACACUCCACCCUACGUGCCGGCCUCCCCCGUGCCGGCGACCAGUGCCUCCGGCCUGGCGACUAACAGUGCCCCGACCUCGGCGGCAGCAACGUGCGCCAGCAGCAGCAACAGCAACAGCAAUAGCAAUAGCAAUAGCAACGGCAGCAACGGGAGCAACAGCAACGGCAGCAACAGCAACGGAAGCAACUGCGGCAGCGGCAGCGGGAGCGGCAGUGGCAGUGGGAGCGGCAGUGUGGGAGGAGUUGGAGGCGUUAUGGCCACCACAACGACCACGACGACGUCGGCAACGACGCCGCUCAGCUGCAAUUCCUCCUCGUCGGCGACGGCAACGAUUGCAUCGAGCGGACCGGGCAGCGGAGGCUCUCUUUCGGCGCCGAACAGCAAUCCCCACAUGCUGGCAACGACCUCCUCCGGUGGCAAUGGUAGUGGCGGCAGCAACCAGCAGCAGCAGCAGUCACAGCCGAGCCGCAUGAUGAGCAGCUCGAGCAGCCUAUCCUCCCAAAUGGCCGCCUUGGAGGCAGCGGCGCGUGAUAACGACGACGACACCCCAUCGCCCACGAACGACACAAACGGCAGCGGGGGCGGCGGUAAGGCUUCGAAGGGGAAGCUGGACUCGAUCAAGCAGGAGGACGAGAUCAAGAAGGAGUUCAUGGAUGACAGCUGCGGCGGCAACAACGACAGCUCCCAGAUGGACUGCUCCACGGGCGGCAAGGGCAAGAAUGUCAACAACGACGGCACCAGCAUGGUCAAAAUGGAGAUCAAAUCGGAGGACGCCGACGGCGAUGGCAAUGUCAAGAUCAAGACCGAGCCCAUGGAUGUCGACGAGAGUGCCUCAUCGGCCACACACGAAGGCGGCGGCGGUGGCGGCAAGGAUGAUAUCAACGGUGCCCACGAUGGCAUCUCCGGAGCGGGGGGCAUGGACAUCAAGACCAAGAUCGAGCCAAAGCCCCUGGUCCCAGAGCCACUGGCCCUGCAGGCUGGUGACAAGAAGAAGAAAUGCCAAUUCAAUCCGGAGGAGCUGCGCACCGCAUUGCUGCCAACGUUGGAGAAAUUGCUGCGCCAGGAGCCGGAAUCGGUGCCGUUUCGGUAUCCGGUGGAUCCACAGGCGCUGGGCAUACCCGACUACUUUGAGAUCGUUAAGAAGCCGAUGGAUCUGGGCACGAUACGGAACAACAUCCAGAACGGCAAGUACAGCGAUCCCUGGGAGUACGUGGACGAUGUUUGGCUGAUGUUCGACAAUGCGUGGCUCUACAAUCGCAAGACCUCACGCGUCUACCGCUACUGUACCAAGCUUUCGGAGGUGUUCGAGGCAGAGAUCGAUCCAGUGAUGCAAGCCCUGGGCUACUGUUGCGGCAGGAAAUACACCUUCAAUCCCCAAGUGCUGUGCUGCUAUGGCAAGCAGCUGUGCACGAUACCGCGCGACGCUAAGUACUAUAGCUACCAGAACAGUCUAAAGGAAUACGGUGUCGCCUCAAAUAGAUACACCUUCUGCCAAAAGUGCUUUAAUGACAUCCAGGGAGACACGGUCACACUGGGUGACGAUCCGUUGCAGUCACAAACACAAAUCAAAAAGGACCAAUUCAAGGAGAUGAAGAACGAUCACCUGGAGCUGGAGCCUUUUGUGAACUGCCAGGAAUGCGGCCGCAAGCAGCAUCAGAUCUGUGUCCUCUGGCUGGACUCCAUCUGGCCGGGCGGCUUUGUCUGCGACAAUUGCCUCAAGAAGAAGAACUCGAAGCGGAAGGAGAACAAAUUCAAUGCCAAGCGCCUGCCCACCACCAAGCUCGGCGUCUACAUCGAGACGCGCGUGAAUAACUUCCUCAAGAAGAAGGAGGCGGGAGCGGGCGAGGUGCACAUACGCGUAGUCAGCUCCUCGGAGAAGUGCGUCGAGGUGAAGCCGGGAAUGCGGCGACGCUUUGUCGAGGGCGGGGACAUGAUGAACGAGUUCCCGUACCGGGCGAAGGCCCUGUUCGCCUUCGAGGAGGUGGACGGCAUCGAUGUCUGCUUCUUUGGCAUGCACGUUCAGGAGUACGGAUCCGAGUGUCCGGCGCCCAACACACGACGCGUCUACAUUGCCUACCUCGAUUCGGUGCACUUCUUCCGGCCGCGCCAAUACCGUACCGCGGUCUACCACGAGAUCCUGCUCGGGUACAUGGACUAUGUGAAGCAGCUGGGCUACACGAUGGCCCACAUUUGGGCGUGUCCGCCAUCGGAGGGGGACGACUACAUCUUCCACUGCCAUCCGACGGACCAGAAGAUACCGAAGCCGAAGCGCCUGCAGGAGUGGUACAAGAAGAUGCUGGACAAGGGCAUGAUCGAGCGCAUCAUCCAGGACUACAAGGACAUACUCAAGCAGGCGAUGGAGGACAAGCUGGGCUCUGCCGCCGAGCUGCCAUACUUCGAGGGCGAUUUCUGGCCAAAUGUCCUUGAAGAGAGCAUCAAGGAGCUCGACCAAGAGGAGGAGGAGAAGCGCAAACAGGCAGAGGCAGCCGAGGCAGCUGCAGCGGCGAAUCUCUUCUCCAUCGAGGACAACGAGGUGAGUGGCGAUGGCAAGAAGAAGGGCCAGAAGAAGGCCAAGAAGUCCAACAAGUCAAAGGCCGCCCAGCGGAAGAACAGCAAGAAGUCCAACGAGCAUCAGUCGGGGAAUGAUCUCUCCGCGAAGAUCUAUGCCACGAUGGAGAAGCACAAGGAAGUCUUUUUCGUGAUACGCCUGCACUCGGCACAGUCUGCUGCCAGUUUAGCGCCCAUUCAAGACCCCGAUCCUUUGCUAACCUGCGAUCUGAUGGACGGCCGCGAUGCAUUCCUCACGCUGGCCCGCGACAAGCACUUUGAGUUCUCGUCGCUGCGGCGCGCCCAAUUCUCGACGCUCUCAAUGCUGUACGAGUUGCACAAUCAGGGCCAGGACAAGUUCGUGUACACUUGCAACAACUGCAAGACGGCCGUUGAGACGCGCUAUCAUUGCACCGUCUGCGAUGACUUUGAUCUGUGCAUUGUGUGCAAGGAGAAGGUCGGACAUCCCCAUAAAAUGGAGAAGCUUGGCUUCGACAUUGACGACGGCUGUGCACCGGCGGACCACAAGCAGGCCAAUCCCCAGGAGGCCCGCAAACAGUCCAUCCAGCGGUGCAUCCAGUCCCUGGUGCACGCCUGCCAGUGCCGCGACGCCAACUGUCGCCUGCCCUCGUGCCAGAAGAUGCAGCGCGUCGUCCAGCACACAAAGAACUGCAAGCGAAAGACGAACGGUGGCUGCCCCAUCUGCAAGCAGCUAAUUGCCCUCUGCUGCUACCAUGCGAAGCACUGUCAGGAGCAGAAGUGUCCCGUGCCCUUCUGUCCGAACAUCAAGCACAAACUGAAGCAGCAACAGCUCCAGCAGAAACUCCAACAGCAACAGCUACUGCGUCGGCGUGUGGCCCUCAUGUCGCGGACAGCCGCUCCUUCGGCACUGCCCGGACCGGCGGUCAGCGGGCCGACAGUCGUCGCUGGCGGUGUGCCCGUUGUGGGCAUGGCCAAUGUGAUGCCCGUCGGUCAGGCGGCCGUGCUGCUGCCAGGAGUGGGCGGACAUUCACCGUCUGCUGUGCCAGUGCCUUCGCCAGUGUCUGGCAGCGGAAUGGGUGGCAUGACCUCGCCGCAUCCCCAUCAGCCGGGCAUCGGCAUGAAGCCCGGAGGUGGGGGCGGACACCCGCCGUCGCCGAAUGUCCUGCAGGUGGUGAAGCAGGUGCAGGAGGAGGCCGCUCGCCAGCAGGUGCCGCAUGGCGGUGGCUUUGGGAAAGGCGUCCCAAUGGCCCCGCCCGUCAUGAACCGUGCUCUGGUCGGAGGAGUCGGAGGCGUCGGAGGAGUACCCAACCAGAAUGUGAAUCAGCUGGGAGUGGGUAUGGUCGGUGGAGUGGGCGUCGGAGUUGGAGGUGUUAGUGUCGGUGUCGGAGGCGUCGGAGUGAAUCUGAAUCAGCUGGGACCUGGCAUCGGCGGUGGUGGCAAUCCCUCGGGCGGCCCCCUGCCCGGUGCCGGCAACUGCGGCAAUGUCUUGAAUGCCAACAACCUGCUUUCCAUGGACCAGUGGGGCGCCGGCGGUGGAGGUGCGGGUGUGCCCCAGCCGCGGUACGUGAACAACGCCACGGGAAUGCGCCAGCCGAACCAAAUGAUGCAGCAGCAGCAAAACGUCCUCCAGCAGCAGCAGCAACAGCAGCAACAACAACAACAGCAGCAGCAGCAGAUGAUGCUGACCAACCCGAUGGGCGGAGGAGGGGUCGGCGGCGGCGGCCAGAUGCCCGUCGGCGGACAGCAUGGCAUGGGUAUGGGCGGAAUGGGUACGCCGAUGGGAGCGGCCGGUGCCGGAGGCGUGCGUCCACCGCCCGGAGGAGGCGGUGGCCAGGCAGCCGGAAGUUUGAACACACACCAGCUGGCCCAGAUCAUGCAAAAGAUAAAGAACAACCCCACCAACGAGAGCAACCAGCACAUCCUCACCAUCCUCAAGCAGAAUCCCCAGAUCAUGGCGGCCAUCAUCAAGCAGCGCCAGCAGACACAGAUCAAUGCAGGCGCCGUAGGCGGUGGUGCACCCGGUGGUGGCCUCCAAGCGGGCAAUGGACCCCAGAAUCCCCAGCAGCAACAGCAGCAGCAGCAGCAGCAACAACAACAACAGCAGCAGCAGCAGCAACAGCAACAACAGCAGGUCAUGCAACAGCAGCAGAUGCAGCACAUGAUGAACCAGCAGCAGCAGCAGCAGGCGGGCGGCCCCCAGCAGCAGCAGAUAAAUCCCAACCAGCAGCAGCAGCAAGUGAAUCUGAUGCAGCCGGGUGGACCGGGAGGCCCCCACCAGCGGAUGCCCAAUAUGCAGCAGCAGAACUCUGCCCAAAUGAUGCUCCAGAACCUGCCACCGGGCGUCACCUCUCAGGGAGGAAUGGUGCCGAACCAGAACUGGAACAAGAUGCGCUACGUGCCAAUGAACCAAUACCCGCCUCCGUAUUCGCAAAGGCAGCGCGGCCCGCACAUGGGCGGAGCGGUGGGCCAGCAGCAGCAGCAGUUCCCGGGCGGCGGCGGAGCGGGCAACUUUAAUGCUGGCGGCGGGGCAGGAGCCGUGGGAGUGCCUGGCGGUGUGGCUGGGGGCGGCGGCGGAGGCUCAGGUGGCCCCGGAGCGGAUCAGUACUCCAUGGCGAAUGCGGCUGUGGUGGCGGCAGCGUCCAACAUCCUGCAGCAGGGCCAAGGCGGAGCCGGUGUGGGAGUCGGAGUGGGAGUGGGCGUGAAGCCAGGGCCCGGCCAGCAGCAGCAUCAGCAGCAGCAGAUGGGCGUGUUGCCGCCGGGUAUGCAGCAACAGCAGCAACAACCCCUUCAGCAGCAGAUGAUGCAACAGGUGUCGAUGCCAAAUGCCCCGAAUGCCCAGCAGAAUCCCGCCGUUGUGGGUCCUGGAGGAGGUCCUGGCUCCCAGGUGAUGGGACCCCCCACGCCGCACUCCCUCCAACAGCAGCUAAUGCAGUCCGCGCGCUCCUCUCCGCCCAUCCGCUCGCCGCAGCCGACGCCUUCGCCCCGCUCAGCGCCGUCGCCACGCGCGGGGCCAUCCGCCUCGCCGCGGGCCCAACCCUCGCCCCACCACGUCAUGAGCAGCCACUCGCCAGCACCUCAGGGCCCACACGACGGCAUGCACAACCACGGGAUGCACCACCAGUCACCGCUACCCGGUGUCCCCCAGGACGUCGGUGUGGGCGUAGGCGUUGGCGUUGGCGUCGGUGUGGGCGUAAACGUUGGCAACUUAAAUGUCGGCAAUGCCGGCGGAGCCCUACCCGAUGCCUCUGAUCAGCUAACGAAAUUUGUGGAGCGGCUCUAG
Drosophila persimilis is the source of this 10214-nucleotide messenger RNA. RefSeq names its product CREB-binding protein (gene nej). The record is from RefSeq and is a predicted model, not a curated record. NCBI's taxonomy places the organism in Eukaryota, Metazoa, Arthropoda, Insecta, Diptera, Drosophilidae. Gene Ontology annotation, molecular function: zinc ion binding; transcription coactivator activity; histone acetyltransferase activity. Bases 78 to 10214 code for a protein of 3378 amino acids. The transcript is spliced from 13 exons. Gene Ontology annotation, biological process: positive regulation of transcription by RNA polymerase II. Gene Ontology annotation, cellular component: histone acetyltransferase complex; transcription regulator complex.